AUGUUUGCUGAGCUUGGGAAAGGUGCAUGUUGUACAUAUAAGUUCCAUCGCCUGCUUCUGAAUUCAGGAAAGAAGCUCUUUUGGGUUAAUUCAAGGAGCCUUCAGUCUAAGCAGAAUUCGGUUGAUAGCAGUGAUAUCAAGGCAUUUGCAAAAUUAUCACCCGAUUGGAUAAAGGAAAAUGGACCCUUUAAGGCUUUAUAUUCCAUGAAUCGACUCAGGCUGCCGUUAAUUGUUGAUAUGAUUGGUCGCAAAACCGAACAAGGCCAUGAAUCUCUCUCGGGUUUACACAUUGCUGAUAUUGGAUGUGGUGGUGGGAUACUAACUUUUCCAUUGGCGCGAUUGGGGGCAGACGUUAAGGCUGUGGAUGCCUCCGUUGAUGUAAUUGCUUCGGUAGAAGCAGAAAAUUGUUUUCGUCAUGAAAAUUGCGGAUUAGGCAAUGCAGUGUUUAAGUGUUCAUCAGUUGAAGUCUUUGCUGCAGAAAAUGCUGGAAUGUUCGAUGCAGUUGUCGCAUCCGAAAUAAUCGAACAUGUUGCUGAUGUGGAAUUAUUUGUGGAAUCAUGCAUUCAGUUGGUACGCAAAAACGGUGCUCUCUUCUUCACAACUAUCAAUAAAACUGUAGCGAGUCGAGUGAUGGCUGUUUGGAUGGCAGAGAGAGUAUUGGGCAUUGUUCCGCCUGGUAUCCAUAAUUGGUCGAAAUUUAUUGAACCGAAAUUUCUUCGAAUGAUUUUGGAAGAAAAUGGUUGUAGUUUGCGUUUAUCGCACGGCAUGAUUUACAAUCCUUUAACGAAUCAUUGGUCAUGGAGUCGAAACACGUCGAUAAAUUAUGCUUUAGUUGCUAUCAAAAAUUAA
This is a messenger RNA of Brugia pahangi, 849 nucleotides long. The record is from the annotation of a GenBank genome assembly. Lineage: Eukaryota; Metazoa; Nematoda; Chromadorea; Rhabditida; Onchocercidae.